Aedes albopictus (Asian tiger mosquito) is the source of this 4245-nucleotide messenger RNA. RefSeq names its product furin-like protease 1 (gene Fur1). The record is from RefSeq and is a predicted model, not a curated record. Gene Ontology annotation, molecular function: serine-type endopeptidase activity. Gene Ontology annotation, biological process: peptide hormone processing. The transcript is spliced from 12 exons. The coding region runs from base 1 to 3948 and encodes 1315 amino acids. Lineage: Eukaryota; Metazoa; Arthropoda; Insecta; Diptera; Culicidae. Gene Ontology annotation, cellular component: Golgi membrane; trans-Golgi network.
AUGCGUAUGAUGAAUAUCCACUCCCGCGUGCCAUAUGCCAUGCCCGUGGAUCAUAGUUUGGCUGUUGUGAUCUUCGACGGGUACUACCACUUCGAGCACCGGCACGUGCAGAAACGAUCGCUCAAUCCUUCUGGACACCACCAGCAACGAUUGGACGGUGACGAUCGGGUGCGAUGGGCGAAACAGCAGCGAGCCAAACGGCGUCCGAAGCGGGACUUUCGAUCCCUCAAAAGCCCCUACACGAUACAGCUGAACGACCCCAAGUGGGGCGAGAUGUGGUACCUGAAUCGAGGGAACGGCCUAGACAUGAAUGUGAUUCCAGCCUGGAAGGAGGGCGUGACGGGGAAGGGCGUCGUGGUGACGAUUCUGGAUGACGGUUUGGAAUCGGACCAUCCGGACCUGGAGCACAAUUACGACCCCAAAGCAUCGUACGACGUAAACGGAAACGAUGGUGAUCCAAUGCCGCACUACGACCUCACCGAUUCGAACCGACACGGGACGCGGUGUGCUGGCGAGGUGGCAGCCACGGCCAACAAUUCCAAAUGUGCCGUUGGCAUCGCGUACGGUGCUCGAGUUGGCGGUGUCCGGAUGCUUGACGGUGACGUAACGGACGUGGUGGAAGCAAAGUCGCUGGGGUUGAACUCGCAACAUAUCGACAUCUACAGUGCCUCGUGGGGACCGGACGACGACGGGAAAACCGUGGACGGUCCGGGCGAUAUGGCUACCCGGGCGUUCAUCGAAGGCGUCCGGAAGGGGCGCGGUGGAAAGGGUUCCAUUUUCAUCUGGGCCUCGGGAAACGGUGGCCGGGAACACGACAACUGUAACUGUGACGGGUACACCAACUCCAUCUGGACCCUGUCGAUUUCGAGUGCCUCCCAGGAAGGACUGGUGCCUUGGUUCUCGGAAAUGUGCAGCUCUACGCUGGCGACCACUUAUAGCAGUGGUAACACCAAUGAAAAGCAGGUGAUCACAACCGAUUUACACCACUCGUGUACGUCGUCGCACACGGGGACGUCAGCAUCGGCUCCACUUGCAGCCGGAAUAGCCGCUCUGGUCCUGGAGGCAAAUCCUAACCUCACGUGGCGAGAUCUGCAGCACGUAGUGGUCCGUACGGCGAAACCGGGCAAUCUGAAGGAUCCAACGUGGUCAAAAAACGGUGUCGGCCGGCGAGUGUCGCACUCAUUCGGUUACGGUCUGAUGGACGCCGCCGCAAUGGUCAAACUGGCACGGACGUGGAAAACCGUCCCGGAGCAGCAAAUCUGCGAAAUCAACGCACCCCAUCUGGACAAGCAAAUUCCACCUCGCACCAAAGUGACCCUGCAGCUCGUGGUGGAACACUGCAAGGGCGUCAACUAUCUGGAACACGUGCAAGCCAAAAUAACGCUGACCUCCCAGCGGCGGGGCGAUAUUCAAAUAUUCCUGACCUCUCCGUCCGGUACCCGAGUCACACUGCUGACGCCCAGAUCCCAUGAUUUAUCUCGUUCCGGUUUCAAUCAGUGGCCUUUCAUGUCGGUGCACACAUGGGGCGAAGCACCGCACGGGACCUGGCAGCUGGAGAUUCACAACGAAGGCCGUCUAUUAGGAUACUCACUGAUUCGCGGCUGGUCGUUAAUUCUGUAUGGCACUAGCAGCGCACCGGAUCCUAACGAUCCACCGAACGUGCCACGUGUGCUGUCAACCCCCCAGCCAGUGUUGCCCCCCAUCAUUCCGGCAUCCGGCUACACUGGCUAUUCGGUUGGCGGCGGUUCGAAGAAUUUCUACACAUCAGGGGGUGGUGGCAUUGGCAAACCGAACCGCAAACAACAGCUGCAAUAUGCAACCUACACACCGGCAGCAUCCCAGUUCGGAAUGACUACCGUGUACCAGUCCCCGCCAGCUACCGCUACGUCUUCGAGGAAAAAUAAGAACAAAAACAAGCCGAACAAAAAUUCGUCGAAAACCACAACCGCCCGACCGAACGGCGGCGGCGGCGGCCAAACCACGUUGAGUGUUUUUGUAAACUCGUACGGUAAGAAAUUCGACUCCUACGCCAGCGGUAAGAAAACGCAAACAUCCAAGCCGAAACCCCCAUCCUCGCAAAGCUCCAAUUUCAACCGAAACGAAAAGUUCAACGCGGCAUCCUCCACAAUCUACGAGAAGCAAGUUGCCAUCAAAGCGCCCAAACAGGUCAAAGACAGCAACUCGCAAACCCCUUCCAGGGCUUCAUCCCGGAAACCGAUCUCCAUAACAUCAACCACAAACCUGCCAUCGUCACCCAUCGCCGGUGGUGGCAGCACCAGCACGGGAACCACCAGCCUUACCACGCAGAGCCCGUUCUUCAACGAGCGGUUCUCCACCACAAACGCCCGCAUCCCAAAACUGUUCCAGCAGUACGAAAAAAUCCAGCAGUUCUACCCGGAGCUCAAACCCUACUCCUCGAUCCGGGACGAUCUGGAUCGUCCCCAGACGUCAAACAGUCACGCAUCGCAGCUGAAACCGUCUUCCAUCUUCCUGGCGUCGCCAGUCAACGCUAGCGGGACAAAUGCUACCGGCAACAGCAACACCGGAUCAUCGUCCUCAUCGUCAUCGUCGUCGUCGUACAACGGGAAACCUUCGCGAGCCAACACCAAAAUAUUCUUCCCGGAUACGGACAUCAUCGAUGCGAUCGGACCGCGGAAGAUUUCCUCCAGCUUGCAGCCGAUCCAGCCGUUCUACGGGCGGACGCAGAGCUCGCAGUUCGUGUCCAGCGGGGCCAAGAGCGGAAAGGCUCAAAUAACGCACUGGAAUCUAAUCUUCUACGGUACGGAAACGCCGGCCCAACCGGAUGAUCCGGUUCGACUGGGGAAACCCGGCUUCAGUGAUAGCAACUACGGCGGUGAGAUCGAACACAACUCGCUGGAGUUCGACAAUGGCAUCACCAGCGAUCAGUGGAGGAAUAUGCAACAGAUCGGCGAAAGCCACGUGGACGUCCAGCGAACGGCCUCGAGUGAUGUGACGGCUUCGGUGUGCGCCAAUUAUUCCGGAGCCCUGUGCAUAGAUUGCGGCACAUCCUCGUACUUGUACAAAGGCCGCUGCUACAGUACAUGUCCGGAUUCGACCUACCCAUCGGACCCCAGUAGUGGUGGAACCCCAAACCGAACCGACGAGGACACCAUUAAGGAGAGUGCCUUCAUCGAGCAGCAACCACUGCCGAAAGGUUCAUUACGACGGCGUAGCACUGCGACGGCAGCUAUCGCUUUCCAGCUGGUCGGCGACGACGAGGUUGGCGGCGAUGACGAUAAUUCCAACAAUUUGGGCAACGACGCACUGGUGAAACCAUCACCGCAAGAACGUGACACUCAACCUCACGAGCAGCAGCAGCAGCUGGACCAGAGUCUGAAUCGCCAAUGCAUUCAGUGUCAUCCCACGUGCCUCAAGUGUUUCGGCCCGGACGAGUUCCACUGCACCGAGUGUCAGCCGUUAUUUGCCUUCGUCGACGAGGACAACGGUGCCAAUGAUGUCAAUGCGUCCCGUCCGAGUUCCGAUCAGCGCCAGCGUCACUGCGUCUCCAUCACCGGAAAACAACGCUCGGGCGGAACAAAUAAAUCCCGCCCUAAUGCCACAUUAUCCUACCCGGCCGCCGCCGAUGGCCAGCAAAAGUCCGAUAAGAGCUGGCAAUCGUCCGACUACCUCAUUAUGAUAGCCGCCGUCGGAGCGACACUGCUGGUGGCCUUUGCGGUCAUCUAUCUGAUGUGGCGGCGUUGCUUCAGGGGAGUGCUUCUGUUGGGGUCUGGGCCGGGCUCCGGAGGCACAGGCGAUUACCAGUACGAUCGGGUGCGAACAGAGGAAGCCAUCAGUAGUGCCACCAGUGAACCGUCCUACGCCGAACUGGUGCGAGACGAAAUUGAUGACAUUCUGGCCGAGAGCUCUAGCGACGAAUCGGGCGGCAGUUUUAUGGCCACCCGAAUCAUUGCACCGCUGGAGCGAUAGAGAAGUGUGUGGGCCUGGUGUCAUUGCAUUGGAAUGCAUCCCUCGAGAACCAAGCCAAAGCACCAUUCACUUCAUCUCGGUGGUAGGUACGACUAACGAGGCCAGCUCGCAAGAAGAAACCUUUACUUGGCAUGUGUAUGUAUAGUUGAUUGAGUUUUCAGUAGUCACAAAUGAAGAGAUAAAAAAGGAUGAGCGUAAUUGAACUAGGAUGAACCAGUGUUAGAUUAGAAUGCAGCUUUUAAUCUAGUAGAGUUAGAUAACAGGAACAAAAAGUGAUUAAAGUAGUUGAAUAUUUUA